AUGAAACUUUUCGGCUUUUUCGGACUUGCCCUUGCGACCGACGAGGUUCCACACGAUCCAGAAGCUCUGGCUUACUGCCACAAUGCUUGCAGAGGAACAGACAUCGGAUAUCCCGAUACAGGAUAUUGCCACGAUGGAUUUUACGCAUCGGUGAAAGACUGUGAUACCUACUAUCUCUGCUGGGACUCUGGCAACUGGGCAGACAAAUUUUGGUGUAGCCCUGGCGCCGUCUUCAAUCCUGCAACAGGCGAAUGUGACUGGCCAUUCAAUCUUCCUCAGGAUAACGAAUGCUUUAUUCCCGCUGCUGCUCAAGCUCAAGAUCCGAUCCCGAUUGAUUGUUGCAAAACUCCCUGUGGAGAAGUAGCCCCUGGAAAAGAUCGUGGGGCUUCUCCUAUCGCUUGUGCAGAGGAAGAUCUCGUCCCCAAUCCAAAUUGCCCAGACUCCAGCAUCUGCCCUAAUGGUUUCUAUCCUUCUCACAAAGACUGCGAUGCUUACUACCUCUGCUGGGCUGAUGGAGAAAUUGGAGAGAAAUAUCAGUGUGCGCCAGGCGCCGUCUACAACCCUGUUACAAAAGAAUGCGACUGGCCAUUUAAUCUUCCGGAAGAUCACGAGUGCUAUGUACCAGCAAAGUAG
Messenger RNA from Oikopleura dioica, 633 nucleotides. Lineage: Eukaryota; Metazoa; Chordata; Appendicularia; Copelata; Oikopleuridae. The record is from the annotation of a GenBank genome assembly.